CAGGAAUUGACAAGGACGUCCGACACAGUGGCUGUUUAGGAUCACUACGGCGGUAACUUGAAGAACGAAACGGAAAGGGCCGAGUCAAUGGGUCUGCAAGUCAGUCUGAUAAUCGAGCUUGUAACAAUAUAAAAGCAGCAUUCCUCGAAUCGAAGUGCACUCGGCACCCCAGUGAAACUCCAACAAUCACUUCACCGUGACAUUAGAUCUAGCAAUCAUGAAAGGAUUGUUGUCGCUUGUUCUCGUCUCCAUCGCUCUCCUGCAGAUGACAGCAGCAGCACCCACUGCGUCAGAGCGCUCCCAAGAUGUCGAGAAGCGCAACGUUUAUUUUGGCCAAUACGCUAAGACUGAUAAAGACGACAAAGACACCCCUGAGACCGAGACUAGAGAUGUCGAGAAGCGCAGCUGGUGGCUUGGCAAAUACAAGCCUGAUGAAGACGAUGAUGAAGUUCUUGACAGCCCCGAAGCCUAAGGUUAUAGAAGCGCCAGGACGUCUCCGAGACUGG
This is a messenger RNA of Suillus subalutaceus, 506 nucleotides long. RefSeq lists its product as uncharacterized. The record is from RefSeq and is a predicted model, not a curated record. The transcript has 8 exons. Lineage: Eukaryota; Fungi; Basidiomycota; Agaricomycetes; Boletales; Suillaceae. The coding region runs from base 218 to 472 and encodes 84 amino acids.